Molecule: messenger RNA, 332 nt
Organism: Pyricularia oryzae 70-15
Lineage: Eukaryota; Fungi; Ascomycota; Sordariomycetes; Magnaporthales; Pyriculariaceae
Exons: 2
Source: RefSeq, a predicted model, not a curated record
CGACGCACGAUCACGAACGAACGGCGAUCGUCCCGACUGCUUGUUCGUGUCUCGUUGCCCGCCUUGCGGGUGAAGCGCACAUAUUUCCAGGUCGGGAAGGGGUUGCUGAGUCUGGACCCUAAAAGGGAGCAGUCAGGGCUCAACGAAGAUCGUUUAACCCACCAGCAAGCUCAAUGGAUGGUCCGGUAGGGCACUGAAAUGUCUUGUUCUCCACCCUUGUCAGAAAAGGCCCAAGUGUAAGGCCUUUGCCGGCAUUAUUUCCGAGAUGGUGUGUUCUUUUUUUGGCGCUUGAAUAGUCUGCGUGUGUGCAAUAUGACUGUCAAAAAGGUUCU